Molecule: messenger RNA, 1994 nt
Organism: Psylliodes chrysocephalus
Lineage: Eukaryota; Metazoa; Arthropoda; Insecta; Coleoptera; Chrysomelidae
Source: the annotation of a GenBank genome assembly
AGGACAAUUUGCAAGACAUAACCUAAAAUUAGUAACCAAUCACAAUUAAUGUAACUUUUUAAUUUUUUAAAUUAACCAGUUAUAUGUUUGGUUGUAUAUUUAUUCGUAAAACUGUGUGUUUGGCUUAAUUAUAUUGUUUGUUUACGUGUGCGUUGUCUAACCAACAAAUCAUGUUUUUGUUCUUAGAAUUUAUCUGACAUUUCUUAUCACUGAAUUAGUUUUAAAAUUAUAUAUGCAGACGUGUUUAUUUCAUUGUUCUUCCGUUUAAAUAACAAAAACACACGUGUAUGAUAAGUAUAUUACAUCCUAUUGAAAAGUAAAAAAAAUGGUUGAAGGCAAAAGAGCACUGAUUCUCGUUGGAGGAUAUGGUACAAGACUGAGACCUCUCACCUUGAGUAGACCAAAACCUCUUGUAGAAUUUGCCAAUAAACCAAUCUUGUUGCAUCAGAUUGAAGCAUUAGUAGAUGCUGGAGUCACAGAAGUAAUUCUAGCAGUAUCAUAUCGUGCCAAACAAAUGGAAGAAGAACUAACCAUAGAAGCUACAAAACUAGGUGUUAACAUAAUCUAUUCUCAUGAGACUGAGCCUCUAGGUACUGCAGGACCAAUAGCCUUAGCCAAAGAGCAUCUUUCCAAAAGCACAAAGCCAUUUUUUGUACUUAAUUCAGAUAUAAUCUGUGACUUUCCAUUUAGAGAACUAGCCAAGUUCCAUGAAGAUCAUGGUAAAGAAGGUACAAUAGUGGUUACAAAGGUCGAAGAGCCUUCUAAAUAUGGUGUAGUGGUUUAUGAUAAAACUAAUUGUAUACAAAGCUUUAUUGAAAAACCCCAGGAAUUUAUCUCGAACAAAAUAAAUGCUGGCUUAUACAUUCUAAACCCCAGUGUAAUCAACAGAAUUGACCUUAAACCAACUUCUAUUGAAAAGGAAGUUUUCCCAAAUAUGGCUUCUGACAAACAGUUGUAUGCAUUUGAAUUGAAAGGGUUUUGGAUGGACGUGGGUCAACCAAAAGACUUUCUGACAGGGAUGUGCUUGUAUUUAACUCAUUUAAGAGAAACUAACAGCCAAAAAUUGUAUAAAGGCCCUGGUGUGGUUGGGAAUGUGAUAGUAGAUCCAACAGCAACAAUUGGAAACAACUGUCAAAUUGGACCUAAUGUUACUAUUGGACCAGGGGUUGUAAUAGAAGAUGGUGUGUGUAUAAAACGAUCAACAAUUCUGAGAGGUGCAACCAUUUGUUCUAAUUCAUGGCUUGAAAGCUGCAUAGUAGGAUGGAAGUGCCAUGUAGGUAGGUGGGUACGAAUGGAAGGCAGCACAGUUCUAGGCGAAGACGUAAUUGUUAAAGAUGAGACCUACAUAAAUGGAGGACAAGUUUUGCCCCAUAAAAAUAUAGCCACCUCAGUUCCUGAACCCCAAAUUAUUAUGUAGCAAUGUAUUAUAUAUUAUUUAUUAUUAUAACAAAUCUUAUGCUUAAAACUAAGUGUAUUGAAUACAUUUUUUGUAUAUCCACAAUAAUAAUUUUUUUAAAUACUGAAAUAAUUUGUUACUCUAAUUUAAUUAUUGUUUAAAAUUAGUAUUGUUAUUUUUGACCUUAAUUGUACAAAUUAACUGGUAAAUUGUGUUUUCGUAGAAAAAGUACUAUAAAAGAAAUAUUUUCAAAACAAAAUCAAUGGUAAAAAUAGGAGAAAAUAAUAUCCAGUAUUAUUUUAACACUAUUUUAUCUAUAGACAUUUUUGUAUCCUUCUGAUUACGUUAAUUCCCUUUAGUUUAUCAAAAGAUAAAAUAUUUGUGAGAUUUUUACUUUUAAAUAAAAUGAGGUCUUAAUGGUGUCUACGUACGUUUUUUUUAUAUAUAUUGGCUUGUAAAAUGUGUAACCAUGUACAUGGAGAGUAUAAUAAACAAAGAAGAGAAUCCAACUGGAGAGACUAAUAUUAAAAAUAUUUUGUAAUUUUUUUUAUUUGUUUUGACAUUCCUAAUAAAUACGUUCAUAUCUACAUUGUUAGAA